Messenger RNA from Echinococcus granulosus, 669 nucleotides. RefSeq lists its product as hypothetical. The transcript is spliced from 8 exons. The record is from RefSeq and is a predicted model, not a curated record. The coding region runs from base 1 to 669 and encodes 222 amino acids. NCBI's taxonomy places the organism in Eukaryota, Metazoa, Platyhelminthes, Cestoda, Cyclophyllidea, Taeniidae.
AUGGCGUGGAGCAGCGCCAACGAGAGCCUUGAGGAGUUCAUUCAGGUGCUCGCUCGAUAUCAUCAAGCAUACAUGUCCGAUACAAAUUCCACUGUGAGAGUGAUACCCCAGUCUAGGGAGAGACGCUUCACCAGCACUGUCUCAAGCACUUCAAGCUUGAAACGUCCACCAAAAUUGACCAGGUUUGCUGCAAAUUACGGCGACUCGGAUGAGGAUAGUAGCAACGAUGACGAGGUACAUUCAAAUUGUCACUGUAAUUUGGCCAAUCAACUGCAGACUACUUCUUCUGAUGACAGCCAGUCAACAGGUGCCAUAAGUGGAGAGGAAGGCACACUUCCUCCAUACCGCAAAAAUAGAAUGCUCAAUCAGCUUCAGCGCAGGUUUUAUGGUAACGACAACAGCCCAGAUCGGACUAGUGGCAAGGAAAAGGUGACUCUAAAUGAAGCACUCCCCGGCUAUUCCACCGGACUAAUGCCUGCUGUAUACCAAACUACUGAUACUUCGGAUACAUUUCACAAAGAGGUCACAAAUAAUUCAAACGUGGAUGAUAGGAAGCUCGGUUCUCUGCUCACCUCAGAGAAGAGUAAGUGGGUGAAGUCAGUUCUUCAAGCAGUUGUGCCGAUACCGACUUUGGUGGAUAAAAUUAGGGAGGCAAUUGGACAUGGAUGA